CAAAUAAAAUUCACUCCGAACCACAGGUUUGGUCCAUUCGGCACAAACUUUUCUCUAAAAAAUCUCGUCGUUGCCGAUUCUUUUGCUUACUUUUUUUUUUAUUCUCUCACUGUUAAACUUCGAGCGCUUCUACUUCAGUUACACUCAACGGAAUCAGUUAUUUGAAGCGCAACAAAUUUCAGCUUAGCAAUGAAGUGAACUGAUUCUUCAGCGCGUGGUAGAGAAUUUCAUAUAACAACAGUGAUUGAUAAUUUGUUGUUUCUAUAAUUGUUUUAGCAAAGCCAAGAUGGCGCAAGGUGAUUGGAAAGCCGAUAAGAUGCUUGAUGUUUAUAUUCACGACUAUUUGUUGAAAAGAAAGUUGCAUGCGUCUGCAAAAGAAUUUAUGACUGAAGGAAAAGUGGCCACAGAUCCAGUAGCAAUUGAUGCUCCUGGAGGAUUUCUCUUUGAAUGGUGGUCUGUCUUCUGGGACAUUUUUAUUGCAAGGACUAAUGAGAAACAUUCUGAAAAUGCUGCAGCUUACAUAGAGACACAACAAUUUAAGGCAAGGGAGCAACAACAGCUACAAAUACAGCAGCUGCAACUCAUGCAGCACCGCAAUGCACAACUGCAACGGAGGGAUCCUAAUCAUCUAGCUAUUGGCAGUUCUAUAACCACAUUAAACUCUGAAGGAAUGAUGGGGCAGUCAUCAGCCAGUGUCUUGGCCAUGAAAAUAUAUGAAGAACGUAUGAAACACCCUCAUCCGAUGGAUUCAGAGACAUCAUCAGCUCUAAUUGAUGCCAAUAAGAUGGCCCAUCUCAAAACUGCUAACAAUCAUCAAGUCCAACUGGUACAAAGUAAUUCUGGGAACAUGUCUUCAGCUUUGCAGCAGAUCCAAGCGCGGGCACCUUUAACCGCUGACAUCAAGAGUGAAAUUAAUAUGGGCACAUCUCAGAAAAGUUUGCCCAUGGAUCCUUCAUCUAUCUAUGGUCAAGCAAUGUUACAGUCAAAAUCUGGACUGGCAGGUUCAGGACUGAAUCAAGGUGUCGCAGGUCUUCCAUUAAAGGGUUGGCCUCUGACUGGACUUGAUCAAUUAAGACCAAAUUUGGGUGCACAAGUGCAGAAGCCCAAUAUGCAGACUCAUAAUCAGUUUCUUCUCGCAUCACAUCAGCAACAGCAGAUUUUGGCACAGGCACAAAGCAACCAUGGAAAUCCAACGAACUUUGGAGAUAUGGAUCCCCGUAGGUUUUGUCAGUUUCCUCGGGGUAGCUUUAAUGCAAAAGAUGGUCAAUCCACUAGAAAUGAUGGAUCAAUAAGCUCCCCGGUGCAAUCAACUUCUCCUAAGAUGAAGGUGGCUCAGAUGCAACAUUCUUCCUCUCAACAACAGGAUCAAUUGCAGCAACAGCAUAACAGGAAAAGGAAACAACAGUGUUCUUCAGGAGCUGCGAACAGCACAGGCACAGGAAAUACAGUGGGCCCUUCACCUAACUCGCCUCCAUCAACUCACACCCCUGGGGAUGGAAUGACUACUGCAAGUAGUGCACAGCAUGUUAACAAUGUGCAGAAAAGCUUGAUGAUGAAUGGUCCAGAGGGAACAAUAGGUCUUGCAACAUCUUCCAAUCUGCUGGAAGAUAUAGAACGAUUUGGGGAUGUCGGUUCCAUAGACGACAAUAUGGAAUCGUUACUUUCACAUGAUGGAGGAGAUGGAAGAGAUUUGUAUGGAGCCCUGAAACAAAGUCCUACUGAGUACCAAAAAGAGUCAUCAUCUAAAAGUUUUACCUUUUUUGAGGUUGGCUGCCAACGGACAAGAAAUAAUAGCAUGGUCACUUGCUGUCAUUUUUCUUCUGAUGGGAAGUCACUAGCCAGUGCUGGCCAUGACAGGAAGGUUGUCCUAUGGAACAUGGAUACAAUGCAGACAGAGAGCACACCUGAAGAACAUAAAUUAGUUAUCACAGAUGUUCGUUUCAGGCCGAAUUCGUCUCAGCUGGCAACAGCUUCAGUUGAUAAAUCUGUGCGAUUAUGGGAUGCAGCCAAUCCAAACUUUUGUUUGCAAGCAUAUACCGGGCACCGUUCGCCAAUUAUGUCCCUUGACUUCCAUCCUAAGAAGAAUGAUAUUUUUUGUUUUUGUGAUAAUGACAAUGAAAUUCAGUAUUGGAGUGUCAGUCCAUUUUCGUGCACUCAUAUCUUCAAGGGAGGUACAACACAAGUGAGAUUUCAACCAAGAACUGGACGUUUGUUGGCAGCAGCAUCAGAUAAAGUAGUGAGUGUCUUUGAUAUUGAAACUGAUCGGAAAACACAUUCAUUUCUGAGACACUCGGAAUUGGUGAACUACAUAUGUUGGGAUGCAAAUGGAGAUUAUCUGGCAUCUGUUAGCCAGAACUUGGUGAAAGUUUGGUCAAUGAACUCGGGGGAGUGCAUUCAAGAGUUUAGCUCGAAUGGGAAUCAAUUUCGCUCUUGUGUUUUUCACCCAAGUUAUUCAACUCUUUUGGUGAUUGGAGGAAUCUCGUCUUUGGAGCUGUGGAACAUGGCUGAGAAUAAGAGCAUGACAAUUGCUGCUCAUGAUAAUAUAAUCUCAGCAUUGGCACAGUCAUCUGUGAAUGGAAUGGUGGCGUCUGCAAGUUAUGACAGCUCUGUUAAGCUGUGGAAAUAAAUCCUAUUGUAUGAUAAUAACAUCCUAGUUUUCUCGGAGCUUCGAACUAAUCCACCAAGAUCUGGGAAAAAAAGGCUGAUAGCUAGCAAUAUAAGGUUCGUCUAUAUAAACCUGUGAAGAUAGCAGACUGAUUGGGUGAUUAGAUCAAUUGUGAAACAUUUAUUAAGUGCUAUAAAAUAAAUAUGUUUUAAAAUUUUAACCCUAGUGUAUGGUGUGAAGCAGCAUGUCUGCCAAGGUGAGUAGCACAUGUUGAU
Molecule: messenger RNA, 2880 nt
Organism: Pistacia vera
Lineage: Eukaryota; Viridiplantae; Streptophyta; Magnoliopsida; Sapindales; Anacardiaceae
Product: transcriptional corepressor LEUNIG_HOMOLOG-like
Exons: 18
Coding region: 287-2626 (779 amino acids)
Molecular function (GO): transcription corepressor activity; protein binding
Source: RefSeq, a predicted model, not a curated record